CUUCCUCCGAGGCUCGAGCAGCACCCGCAGGAGCGGAAGGUGGGCGUGACGCGCAGGGAGCUCCACCGCCUGCCGCGGAGGGACCGUGACGGCUCCGUGCGCAUGGAGAGCAGGUAUUUGGUGACCAUCCGGCUGCGGGUGCGCGGGCACGUGGACAAGGUAGUUCCAUGGGCGAAGAGCUGCAGAGGGUGCAUGUCUUCGCUGUCGGAGGGGCGCGGCGAGCUGCUCGGGCGGGGGUCGCUGCUGGCCGUGCUGCUGCACGAGCUGUGCCACCUGCGGCACAUGAACCACGGCAUUCACUUCAUGGGCCUCUUGCAGGAGAUUUUCGUUUUCGCAACCCAGACAGGCCUCUUCGAGCCUAAGCUGAUGGAGAACGAGAUACCGUCGAGGUGGGCGUGGGAGAACGCCAUCUUCUGCACCGGGGGCGCCGCCAACCGCGCGAGCCUCCUCGCCCUGCACGGCGACUCCAAGAGCCCCGCCGACGACCAGGCG
This is a messenger RNA of Prorocentrum cordatum, 492 nucleotides long. The record is from the annotation of a GenBank genome assembly. Lineage: Eukaryota; Dinophyceae; Prorocentrales; Prorocentraceae.